Messenger RNA from Aspergillus puulaauensis, 987 nucleotides. RefSeq names its product aldo/keto reductase family protein. NCBI's taxonomy places the organism in Eukaryota, Fungi, Ascomycota, Eurotiomycetes, Eurotiales, Aspergillaceae. Gene Ontology annotation, cellular component: cytoplasm. The record is from RefSeq and is a predicted model, not a curated record. The transcript is spliced from 4 exons. Bases 1 to 987 code for a protein of 328 amino acids.
AUGGCUCGAGUCGCAGCUAAAAACAUUGUUGGUAAAGCCAUCGGCCCCAUUGGCUAUGGCCUCAUGGGCUUUUGUCGUCCUUGGGCCCCGGUUGAGUACUCCGUUGCCACAGAAGUCAUGAAAACCGCGUUAGAACAAGGCUCGACAUUCUGGAACGCAGGACUCCACUACGGAACCCCAACCGCAAAUUCCCUACACCUGCUCAAGUACUACUUCACGCAGUACCCUGAAGACGCCGACAAAGUUGUACUUAGUAUCAAAGGAGCCUACAAUGUCGCAACCCAUACCCCUGACUGUAGCCCGGAGGGCAUCCGAGCCUCGGUGGACCAAGCCCUCGCCAUCCUCGACGGGGCCAAGAAGAUCGAUGUCUUCGAGUGUGCCCGUGUCGACCCCAACGUGCCCCUUGAAACUAGCAUUGGGACGCUUGCUCAGCUUGUUAAAGAGGGUAAGAUCGGAGGAAUUGGGAUUAGCGAGGCCAGUGCGGCGACGAUACGCCGUGCGCAUGCCGUCCAUCCCAUUGCCGCGGCGGAGAUAGAGCUCAGCUUGUUCACGACGGAACCGUUGCAUAAUGGGAUUGCUGAGACUUGUCAUGAGUUAAACAUCCCCCUCAUCGCAUACAGCCCCCUCGGCCGCGGCUGGCUCACAGGGCAGAUCCGGAAAUACUCAGACUUGGCUGAGACAGAUAUGCGUCGAAUGCUCCCCCGUUUCCAACCUGAUGUGUUUGAUAAUAACUUCAAGGUUGUUGAAGCGGUGGAGGCUAUUGCGCAGCGGAAGAAUGCCACCGUUGCCCAGGUGGCGAUUGGGUGGGUUCGUGCUCAGGGAGCGAUUCCAAUUCCUGGUGCUACGACUGAGGGCAGGGUUUUAGAGAACUAUCGGGAUAUCAUUUUGUCUGCGGACGAGUUGGAGGAGAUUGAGAAGGGGCUUCAAUCGCUGUCUGUUCUAGGAGACCGCUAUGGCGGGAGGCAUGAGAAGUUGCUUAAUUUGUAG